This is a messenger RNA of Carassius carassius (crucian carp), 642 nucleotides long. RefSeq names its product fibroblast growth factor 9 (gene fgf9). The transcript is spliced from 5 exons. Gene Ontology annotation, biological process: positive regulation of protein phosphorylation; positive regulation of gene expression; regulation of cell migration. Gene Ontology annotation, molecular function: fibroblast growth factor receptor binding; growth factor activity. The coding region runs from base 1 to 540 and encodes 179 amino acids. The record is from RefSeq and is a predicted model, not a curated record. Gene Ontology annotation, cellular component: cytoplasm. Lineage: Eukaryota; Metazoa; Chordata; Actinopteri; Cypriniformes; Cyprinidae.
AUGACGAGAAAAGAUGAAGAAACCGAGUCCUCAGGUGACCAGGCCAGCCGUGUGAGACACAUGUGGCUGCUCUCAAUGAGGGAUGUGAAAAUGAGAGAGAAAGCAGCCAUAGGGGAGUCUAAUCCAACAGCCAUAGGGGAGUCUAAUCCAGCUCGACAUCAGCUCCUGUAUUGCCGUGUUGGGAUUGGCUUCCACCUUCAGAUUGUGAUGAACGGCAGUGUUUGGGGCGUUCACGAGCCUUCUGAGUACAGCUUGCUGAGAGUGUUUGCUGUCAGGCCAGGCAUAGUGGGUAUCUGUGGUGUGAAGAGCGAGCGAUAUUUGUGCAUGAAUCAGGAGGGAAUCGCACAGGGAAUGAAGAAGUUCUCAAAUGAAUGCCUGUUUAAAGAGCACAUGGAGGAGAAUCAUUACAACACAUACUCCUCCGUCGGCACAGGAUUCUUCCUGGCUUUGUCACAGCAAGGCCAGCUGAGGAAAGGUAAAAAAGUGGGCCGGCACCAGGCAUGCACUCACUUUUUGCCUCGCAAACCCUUAUCUCAUUAAAGUUUUUAUUCUGAACAGUGACAAAGUGACUUGACACACAGCCAAGUAUGGUGACCCAUAUUCAGAAUUCAUGCUCUGCAUUUAACCCAUACAAAGUAUACA